Molecule: messenger RNA, 225 nt
Organism: Mesorhabditis spiculigera
Lineage: Eukaryota; Metazoa; Nematoda; Chromadorea; Rhabditida; Rhabditidae
Source: the annotation of a GenBank genome assembly
AUGCGCUACCAGAUUCCCGUCAAUUUGGAGUCGCUGCUCGGCGGAAACACGGCGCAUUCCGGAAGACUCUCCGCGGCGUGGAUCGCUUUCAUCGUACUCCUCGCCCUGUGUGUCCUCAUCGCGGCCCUGAUCGCCAUUUGCGUCAAGAAGCAGAUCUUCUGCUUUAAUAGGAGUAAAGACGUCGAGCACCACUCGGAUAACUACUCUCCGGUGAAACCGAAGAAG